Molecule: messenger RNA, 2432 nt
Organism: Erigeron canadensis
Lineage: Eukaryota; Viridiplantae; Streptophyta; Magnoliopsida; Asterales; Asteraceae
Product: protein NPGR2-like
Exons: 5
Coding region: 1-2133 (710 amino acids)
Molecular function (GO): protein binding
Source: RefSeq, a predicted model, not a curated record
AUGUUAUGUCCGUCGGAACCACAAGUUUCAAUAUAUUUUUCAGCAGUUGUUAAUAAAUCUGCCUUAGCCAUCAGUAAUGAGAUCAUUGAUUAUAAGAGGCCAGACGCUAGUAGUGUAAUCGAAGAAGAAGCUGCAGAAUCUUCUAAUAUUGAAGAAGCUGAAUCAUCGAUUCGAGGGAGUGAUUCUUUGAAUAACGAGGAAGCACGAGCAGUGCUAGGGCGACUUGAAUAUCAAAAGGGGAAUGUAGAAGCUGCUCUUCAUGUAUUUGAAGGGAUGGAUAUAGCCGCAGCUACACCGAAGAUCAAAAUUAGCCUUACUGAACUUAAGAAGCCUCAAAGACGGUCACAAAACUAUGCUGCUCCGCCGUUCUCUAUAAAAACUGUUGGUUUACUCCUUGAAGCUGCUUAUCUCAAGUCAAAAUCGUUGCAGAGUUCUGGACGGUAUAAAGAAGCGGCUGAAUCAUGCAAGGCUAUUUUGGACAUUAUCGAAUCAUCUUUACCAGAAGGCUUGCCUGAAAACCUUGAAGCCGACAAUAAAUUGCAUGAGAUUUUAAGAAAUGCAAUUGAGUUACUUCCAUAUUUGUGGGAACUUGCUAACAUGCAUCAUGAAGCAAUCUUGUCGUAUAGGCAGGCACUGCUCCAUAACCGGAAUCUCAACAAUGAAACGACUGCAAAAAUUCAAAAGAAUUUUGCCAUUUUUCUUCUUCAUAGUGGAGGAGAAUAUACUAGGCCGCAUGAUAUCCAAAUGGAUGAUUUGUUCAUACCCAACAACAACAUAGAAGAAGCUAUUUUACUUUUAACAAGUUUACUAAGAAAAGUUUCUUUAGAUAGAGUCAUAUGGGACCCAUCCAUAUUGGACCAUCUUUCUUACGCGUUGUCCAUAUAUGGUGGACUCAAGUCUUUAGGUAAACAGUUAGAAGAAUUACUUCCCCGGAUUAUUGAUGAUAAUGAAAGGUACCUACUUUUAGCUCUAUGUUAUUAUGGAGAAGGUGAUGAUUUAUCCGCUUUGAAUCUACUGAAACAUGUAUACGAAGGUGAUGGUCCAAAUUGUGGGUUGGCUUUGUUAAUGGCGUCAAAAAUAUGUGAUGAAACCAAAAACUCCAAUUUUAUGGAAGGAGUAAGUACUGCAAAGAGAGCCAUUGAAGUUUAUAAAGAUAAAUGUGAUGAAAUGGUUGGUGUUGCAUAUUCCUUUUUGGGUGUUUCCUUUUCUGCCUAUUCAAAAUCGGAAGUCACUAAUUUUGAAAGGGUUAGUAGACAACGUGAAGCACUUGAGUCUUUAGAAACAGCAGGGAGGUUGACUAGAAUGGUUGACUCGAGAAUUCUUUAUCACCUUAGCUUAGAAAAUGCUGAUCAGAGGAAGUUGGAUGCUGCUCUUAGUUAUGCAAACCGUUUGAUUAGUUUGGAAGGUGGAUCCAACCUCAAAGGAUGGCUGCUAUUAGCUAGAAUAUUGUCUGCACAAAAACGCUUUGAAGAUAGUGAGGCUAUUACCAAUGCAGCUUUAGAUCAGACUGUGAAAUGGGACCAGGGUGAUCUACUCAGAACUAAAGCCAAGCUCCAGCUUGCACAGGGUCAAAUAAAAGGUGCCAUUCAUACAUACACUCAGCUUCUCGCAGUUCUUCAGAUUCAGCGUAAAGGUGUUGGAUUUCCAAAGCAACAUCUUGAGGUUGGUGAGAAUUGUCAUCUAAGGUUGGAGGUAGAGACAUGGAAUGAUCUUGCUAUGGUCUAUAUUAACUUAACUAAGUGGCAAGACGCGGAGACCUGUUUGUUGAAAUCAAAAGCUCUAACUAACUAUUCGGCUUCUACACGACAUACUUAUGGGUUGCUCUAUGAAGCACAAGGUCUCCAUAAAGAAGCUCUAAAAUCUUAUAAACAUGCGCUAGAUGUCAAUCCUGCUCAUGUGCAGAGUCUUAUUUCCAUAGCUGUUGUGUUCAGGAAGCUUGGUGGACAGUCUGGAGCUGUGGCCCAAAGCUUCUUAAAUGAAGCGUUGAGAGUAGAUAGGAUGAACUCUUCGGCAUGGUAUAAUCUAGGCCUGUUCCUUAGAAACGAGGGCCCCAUGUGCCUAAGUGAAGCUACUGAUUGUUUUCAGGCUGCUAGUGUAUUAAUGGAAACAGAACCCAUCGAGCCGUUCAGAUGACCAAUUGUAGCAUGUAGAUGCGGAAGACAUGACAAUGAUGACUUUGUGCUGUUGCUAGCUUACAUAGCGGCUCGAAGCUUGUGGAGAUGGGCUCGAAACUGAUAAAGAGUUAUAGAGUGUAGGCUAGAAAACGAUUUCAUUUGUUUAGAUUAUUUAUUCUACUAUGCAGGUCUUAUUUUUACAAAGCAGGAAAUAGAAAGUGGCAUCAGAAGUGUAUUUCCUUUUCUGGAUACAUAUGAUGCUACAAGGAGAGAUACAUAAACGGAGGAGGUUUUUUCCUAUUUCAGAACCCUUUUCAA